This is a messenger RNA of Scheffersomyces amazonensis, 864 nucleotides long. RefSeq names its product adrenodoxin (gene YAH1). The transcript has a single exon. Gene Ontology annotation, biological process: P450-containing electron transport chain; positive regulation of oxidoreductase activity. Bases 241 to 777 code for a protein of 178 amino acids. NCBI's taxonomy places the organism in Eukaryota, Fungi, Ascomycota, Pichiomycetes, Serinales, Debaryomycetaceae. Gene Ontology annotation, molecular function: 2 iron, 2 sulfur cluster binding. The record is from RefSeq and is a predicted model, not a curated record. Gene Ontology annotation, cellular component: mitochondrion.
UUUCUUUUUUUUUUUUUGCCCGGCUCCAUCACCAACAAAAUAAAGCACAGUAACCAAGACAGAGUUAAUAAAUAAGAACAGUAUUGAUUUCAGAUCAUUUCAGUGUUAUUCUGUAUUUCCGUGUAAAUAGUUCCAUUUCAAGUAUAGACUAAUUUGACAUUGUCGAAUUAGUUUCAUUAUAGAAUACUUGCCCUUAAUUAUAUAUUCAUUAUUUCAUAAAUUGUAUUAGUACAAAAUAUCAUGUUUGCACGAGGAUUAUUAAGAUCAGCUACAUUAGCUAGAACGAUUAUAUCUCAUCAAAGUAAGAUUGGUAUAAAUUCCAGUAGUAGUAGUGUUAUUAAAAAUCACAAAUUUAUUCAAACUAUUGGUUUACGAGGUUUUCAACAAUCUCUGAUCAAUAAUCAUGGACAUCUUCAUAAACCAAAACCUGGUGAAGAACUUCAUAUAACAUUUAUUACAAAAGAUGGUCAACAACAUACUUAUGAAGUUGCUGAAGGUGAUAAUAUUCUUGAUAUUGCUCAAGCUCAUAAUUUAGAUAUGGAAGGUGCAUGUGGAGGUUCAUGUGCUUGUUCUACUUGUCAUGUAAUUGUUGAUCCAGAAUUUUAUGAUGAAAUACCUGAACCAGAUGAUGAUGAAAAUGAUAUGUUGGAUUUAGCAUUUGGUUUAACUGAAACUUCCAGAUUAGGUUGUCAAGUCCAUAUGACUAAAGAAUUGGAUGGAAUUAGAGUUGCUUUACCUGCUAUGACUCGUAAUUUACAAUCAAAAGAUUUCAAUUAGUUAAUUAAUAUUAGACUUUUAUUAUUUAUUCAUAUAAUCAAAAUUAUGCCUGUAAAUAGAUACAUGAAAAAAGAAUAUAUAUACAGU